Messenger RNA from Echinops telfairi (small Madagascar hedgehog), 1860 nucleotides. It is a transcript of the gene PLCZ1, whose product is annotated as phospholipase C zeta 1. The record is from RefSeq and is a predicted model, not a curated record. Gene Ontology annotation, cellular component: nucleus. Gene Ontology annotation, molecular function: phosphatidylinositol-4,5-bisphosphate phospholipase C activity. Gene Ontology annotation, biological process: positive regulation of cytosolic calcium ion concentration involved in egg activation; lipid metabolic process; intracellular signal transduction. Bases 214 to 1860 code for a protein of 548 amino acids. Lineage: Eukaryota; Metazoa; Chordata; Mammalia; Afrosoricida; Tenrecidae. The transcript has 12 exons.
CAUACAUGGUUUUUAUCAAAGAUUCAUGAUGAAUUUAGAGGUGGAAAAAUUAAUCUAGAUAAAACUGUGAAAUUACUUGGAAAAUUAGAUAUCCACUGUGAUAUUUCUCAUGUGAAAUAUAUUUUUAAGAAUGCUGACAGGGAGAAGCAAGGAAAAAUCACCAUAGAAGAAUUUAGAGCAAUUUAUCGAACUAUUGCACACAGAGAAGAAAUUAUGGAGAUUUUCAAUACAUAUUCUCCAAAUCGGAAAAUUCUCUUCGAAAAAAAUCUCGUUGAAUUUCUAAGGCAAGAGCAGUAUAUAAAUGAAAUGACCAGAACGAUUGCUUAUGAGAUUAUUCAAAAAUAUGAGCCCAUUGACGAAGUUAAGAAGCACAAACAGAUGUCAGUUGAAGGUUUUACAAGAUACAUGGAUUCACCUGAAUGCUUUCUGUUUAAAAAUGAGUGCAGAAAUGUUUAUCAAGAUAUGACUUAUCCAUUAUGUGAUUAUUUUAUCUCAAGCUCACAUAACACAUACUUGGUAUCUGAUCAAUUAAUGGGACGAAGUGACCUUUGGGGAUACAUAAGUGCCCUUCUGAAAGGAUGCCGUUGUCUAGAAAUUGACUGCUGGGAUGGGUCACAAAAUAAGCCCAUUGUCUACCAUGGUUAUACACUUACCAGCAAGAUUCUAUUUAAGACAGUGAUCCAAGUGGUACACAAAUAUGCAUUUUUGACAUCUGACUACCCAGUGGUGCUCUCUUUAGAAAAUCACUGCUCCCCCGCCCAACAGGAAGUGAUGGCAGAUGAUUUGCAGACAAUUUUGGGAGAUACUCUGCUGUCUGAUAUGCUUGACGAUUUUCCAGACAAACUACCAUCACCAGAGGCAUUAAAAUUCAAAAUAUUGGUCAAAAACAAGAAAAUAGGAACCUUAGGGCAAACACGAGAGAGGCGAGGUUCUAAUAAGCAUGGCCAGGUAGAGGUAUUAGAAGAAGAAGAAACAGAUCAAGACGAUGAGGACGAUUCUGUAUCUGAUGAUGAAAAUCCUGGAAAGGAAAUUGAUUUUAAAAAGAAAAAUCAAGAAAAAGAAAUGAAAAUAGCGUUGGCUCUCUCAGAUCUCGUCAUUUAUACAAAAGCUGAGAAGUUCAAAACCUUUGAGCAUUCAAGAGUAUAUGGGCAAUUUAAUGAAACGAAUUCUAUUGGAGAGUUAAGAGCUCGAAAACUUUCAAAGCUGAGAGCACAAGACUUUAUUUUACACACCAGGAAGUUCAUUACAAGAAUAUAUCCCAAAGCAACAAGAACAAACUCUUCUAACUAUAAUCCUCAGGAAUUUUGGAAUUUAGGUUGCCAAAUGGUGGCAUUAAAUUUCCAGACCCCUGGUCUGUCAAUGGACCUACAAAAUGGAAAAUUUUUGGACAAUGGUGGUUCAGGAUAUAUUCUGAAACCACAUUUCUUAAGAGAGAGUGAAACAGACUUUAAUCCAAAUGACUUAUUUAAAGACAGUAAGCCACUUACACUUACAAUAAGGCUCAUCAGUGGUAUCCAGCUUCCUUUUUAUUCAUCAAGCAAAACCGACACACUAGUAAUAAUAGAAAUAUUUGGUGUUCCAGCUGAUCAAACGAAAGAACAGAGUCGUAUAAUUAAAAAGAAUGCCUUUAGCCCACAAUGGAAUGAAACAUUCACAUUUACUAUGCAUGUACCAGAAUUGGCAUUGAUACGGUUUGUUGUUGAAAAUCGAGGUCUAAUAGGUGGAAAUGAAUUCCUCGGGCAAUUCACUUUACCAGUUUUAUGCUUGAACAAAGGGUACCGUCGUGUUCCUCUGUUUGGAAAGUCAGGUGACAGUCUGGAGCCGGCUUCACUGUUUAUCUAUGUUUGGUACGUCAGAUAA